Torulaspora delbrueckii is the source of this 2913-nucleotide messenger RNA. It is a transcript of the gene SEC26, whose product is annotated as coatomer subunit beta. Lineage: Eukaryota; Fungi; Ascomycota; Saccharomycetes; Saccharomycetales; Saccharomycetaceae. The coding region runs from base 1 to 2913 and encodes 970 amino acids. The record is from RefSeq and is a predicted model, not a curated record. Gene Ontology annotation, biological process: intra-Golgi vesicle-mediated transport; intracellular protein transport; endoplasmic reticulum to Golgi vesicle-mediated transport. Gene Ontology annotation, cellular component: COPI vesicle coat; cytoplasm. Gene Ontology annotation, molecular function: structural molecule activity. The transcript has a single exon.
AUGACUGUUGAAACCCAGCAACCAGCUUACACUUUAGUGUUUGAUCCCUCGAGGAGUAGCAGUGGUUAUACCGUCUCUGACUUCCAAAAAGCUCUAGAAAGGGGUUCUGAUGAAGAUAAGGUAGCCACUAUGAAGCGGAUCCUAGUUGUCAUGUUGGAAGGUAACCCAUUGCCAGAGCUUUUAAUGCACAUUAUCAGGUUUGUUAUGCCUUCAAAGAACAAGAAGCUGAAGAAGUUGUUGUACUUUUACUGGGAAAUCGUUCCAAAGCUAGAUAAUGAAGGCAAGUUGAGACAUGAGAUGAUUCUUGUGUGCAAUGCCAUUCAACACGACUUACAGCACCCAAACGAGUACAUUAGAGGUAACACUUUGAGAUUUUUGACCAAAUUGAGAGAAGCCGAACUUUUGGAGCAAAUGGUUCCCUCUGUUAUGGCUUGUUUGGAGUAUCGCCAUGCGUAUGUGCGUAAGUAUGCCAUUUUGGCUGUACUAUCCAUUUACAAAGUCAGUGACCAUUUAUUGCCAGACGCCAAGGAACUUAUCAAUACCUUUCUGAUUGCUGAGACCGAUCCAAUUUGUAAGAGAAAUGCGUUUGUCGGACUAGCAGAACUUGAUAGAGAGGCAGCUUUGAGCUAUUUGGAGGAACAUAUCACUUCGAUCGAGUUGUUGGACCCAUUGUUGCAAGCAGCGUUUGUUCAAUUCAUCAGAAAAGAUGCCACUUUGACUCCUGCUUUGAAGCCUCAGUACGUUGAACUUUUGAUCGAUUUGCUAGGCUCUACAACAUCCAGCGAAGUUGUCUUCGAAACUGCUUUAGCUUUGACUGCUCUUUCUUCGGACCCAUCAGUCUUGACCAAUGCAGCCUCAAAACUUGUUGAUUUGGCUGUCAAGGUCUUCGAUAACAAUGUCAAAUUGAUUGUUUUGGACAGAAUUCAAGAUAUCAAUGAUAAGAACCCUGGUUCUUUAGAGGAACUGACUUUAGAGAUCCUACGUGUAUUGAAUGCCGAGGAUAUGGACGUUCGUGCCAAAGCGCUUCAAAUUUCCAUGGGAUUGGUCACUUCCAGGAAUGUCGAUAAUGUCGUGAAGCUUUUGAAGAAAGAAUUACAAAACACUGUCAGCCACAGCGAGAAAGAAAAAUCUAUGGAAUACAGGCAAUUGCUUAUCAAAACUAUUCACACUGUUGCCAUUCGUUUCGCUGAAGUUGCAGCUAGUGUUGUUUCUCUACUUUUGGAUUUUAUUCCUGAUUUAAGCUCUGUUGCAGCUAAUGGAGUUAUUUCUUUCAUCAAGGAGGUCAUUGAGAAGUUUCCUCAUCUGAGAUCUGAUAUUCUGGAAAGCCUGCUUGCUGUUAUGGAUAAUAUAAAGUCAGCGAAGGCUUAUCGUGGCGCUUCAUGGAUUUUGGGUGAGUAUGCCGAAAGCAAUGAAGAGAUCCAAAGAUGUUGGAAACACAUCCGAGCUAGUGUUGGCGAAGUGCCAAUUUUGCAAAGCGAAAUGAAAAAACUAGCAAACGGUGCCGAAGACGAAGAGCAGGCUACUGAUAAAAGCGAGAGUAAGCGUACUGGCCCAAUUAUUCUACCUGAUGGUACUUACGGUACUGAGAGCGCAUUCGACGCCGUCGAGAAUCCAGAUACUGAAGAGAGUAACUCGAGGACACCGAUGCGUCGUUUUGUUUUGAACGGUGAUUUCUAUACCGCUUCGAUUUUGGCAAGCACAAUCAUCAAACUCGUUCUAAGGUUUGAAAACGUCUCCAAGGAUGAAUCUGUUUUGAACGCACUCAAGGCUGAAGGCUUGUUGAUUCUUGUUAGCAUAGUCAGAGUUGGCCAAAGCUCGUUGGUCGAGAAGAACAUUGAUGAGGAUUCUCUUGAGAGAAUUGUCUGCGCCAUUUCCAUUCUGAUGGAUGAAUCCGACCCAGCAGAAAAGAAAUCUGAAAGAGAAUUGGUAGAGAUGGCUUUCUUGGAUGCUACCAAAUCAUCUUUCAAAACACAAGUAGCUCUUUUUAGGAAGAAGAAUGCAAAAUUAUCCGCCAGAAAUCUCAACAAGACGGCCGAACCUCUCGAUAAUCCUAUUCAUUUCAGACAAUUUGCCCAGGCUAAUUCCAACGUCGCCGGUAGCGAUAUGAUCGAGGAAGACUUGCAAUUGGCUCUGAAGGGUGACACGGAAAAGGCUAGUGCAAACUCAGUCAUCUCCAAAUUGAAAAAGAUUGUACCAUUGACUGGUUUUUCGGAUCCUGUUUAUGCGGAAGCAUACAUCACUACCCAUCAAUUUGACGUUGUUCUUGAUGUUUUAUUGGUCAACCAGACAAGAGAAACUUUGAAAAACCUGCACGUUCAAUUUGCUACACUUGGUGAUCUGAAGAUAAUAGACAACCCAACAAGUACAAAUGUUGUACCUCAUGGAUUCCACCGUUUGACGGUGACAGUAAAGGUCUCAUCCGCUGACACUGGUGUGAUCUUUGGUAAUAUCAUAUAUGAUGGUGCUCAUGGUGAAGAUGCUCACUACGUUAUCUUGAACGAUGUUCACGUUGAUAUCAUGGACUACAUCAAGCCCGCCAAGACUGAGGAUGAAAAUUUCCGUACGAUGUGGAACGCCUUUGAAUGGGAAAACAAGAUCUCUGUCAAAUCACAACUACCAUCGUUGCACGCAUAUCUAAGAGAGCUAGUGAAAGGCACUAACAUGGGCAUUUUGACCGCUGCUGAAGCUCUUGGUGAGGAGGAUUGCAGAUUCUUGAGUUGUAACCUGUACGCAAAGUCCUCCUUUGGUGAAGACGCACUUGCCAACUUGUGCAUCGAAAAGGAGCCAUCAACUGGUCAAGUAGUCGGCCAUGUCCGCAUCAGAUCGAAAGGUCAAGGUUUAGCAUUAUCGCUAGGGGACAGAGUGGCAUUGAUUGCCAAACAAAGUGGUAAGGUUAAACUGGCCAGAAUCUGA